Messenger RNA from Caenorhabditis remanei, 540 nucleotides. RefSeq lists its product as uncharacterized. Bases 1 to 540 code for a protein of 179 amino acids. The record is from RefSeq and is a predicted model, not a curated record. The transcript has 3 exons. Lineage: Eukaryota; Metazoa; Nematoda; Chromadorea; Rhabditida; Rhabditidae.
AUGGAAUCAGAACCACCCCAUCCAUCAGAGCUCAGCCUAGAAACAGGAGCAUCGCAACUCCAGGGCGUCGAAUCCGAACAGGAUCAAGUUCGUCAGCAUUCUGGAAUCAGUCUAGCGAGAACUCCAGGAGCUUCUCAACGUCCGGAUGUUGCAGCAUUCAGUAAUGAUGAAGAGGCAUCUGGAUGGUCUAUACCACAAACAUCAGUUUCUCACGUUGCUGAAAGUCACCAGCGAAGCAUCCUUUUGAAUGGGUCCAAUCGUCGUGUCCAGUUGCAGCGUUCCGCGAUAGAUAUUGUUGGAACAAGUGACACGUCGGAUCGACGAGUGCCAUCUACUCCUAAUUCGGACCAUACUCAACAUAAAUCUGUGGAAAAUCCCAGUCAUGCUUCGACCGGCGAGAACAAUUUAGAUGACAAAGACUGCAUCUUUCGCGGCUUUGUGGAACAGAGCAACCACGAGGUGGAAUGGGCACAAGGAAGAACACACAAUUUCGAUGAUCCCAAUGUCGCUGGCCCGAGUCAUCGUUAUCAGAAUGAUUAG